Messenger RNA from Nerophis lumbriciformis (worm pipefish), 1395 nucleotides. The record is from RefSeq and is a predicted model, not a curated record. Lineage: Eukaryota; Metazoa; Chordata; Actinopteri; Syngnathiformes; Syngnathidae.
AUGCCAAACACAUCCGAAAAUCCUGCGAGUCCAUCAAAACCAUUAAGUAUGCAAAGGCAGACCGUCAGCCAAGAGGAAGAGGACCGCCACCUGAUCGGGACGUCGGCCACCGUAACCCGGCGGGCUUCCAGCGGUGAGCUCCAGCUUCCCCGCACCUUCCCGGUCACGCACUCCCGGGAGAAGUUCUACACCGUCUGCUCUGACUACGCACUGCUCAACCGGGCCGUGAGAAAGGACGACGGGGAUAAAGCUGCCUGCGACUUCCGGCCGGGUCAGUCGGCGGCGGUUUCCGACGGCGACUUUGACAUGGAGGACCUGACGCUCGGAGGAGCCAAGACCACACUGGCUUGGGAGAUAGACACUACAGACUUCAAAGCGCUGCUCACACGCAAAAUAAGGACAGGUAGCGUAAAGAAGUGCAGCAGCAAAAAGAUGAAGUCAGAUCGACCCAUCAGGAACCUUCUGGAAGUCCCACCUCAGCCCUCGCUAGAAGAUGUCAAGCAAAGGAAGGUUCUAGAUCUCCGAAGAUGGUAUUGCAUCAGCCGGCCUCAGUACAAGACAUCUUGCGGGAUCUCUUCGCUGGUGUCCUGUUGGAACUUCCUGUACAGCACGCUGGGCGCAGGAAGUCUGCCACCCAUCUCCCAGGAGGAGGCGCUACACAUCCUGGGCUACCAGCCACCCUUCGACGACAUCAAGUUCGGCCCUUUUACCGGCAACGCCACCCUAAUGCGAUGGUUCCGGCAAAUCAACGACCACUUCCGCGUGCGGGGCUGCUCGUACAUCCUGUACAAACCACACGGUAAACACAAGACAGCGGGAGAGACGGCUGAGGGAGCCUUGGGCAAGCUGACAAUGGGCCUGCGGGACGAGUCCAUGGCCUACGUCUACCACUGCCAGAACCACUACUGCUGCCCGCUCGGAUACGAAGCCACGCCCCUCAAAGCAGCUAAAGCGUACAGGGGUCCUCUGCCCACCAACGAGAUGGAGCAUUGGAUCCUGAUCGGAGAACCCAGCAGGAAGCAUGCAGCCAUUCACUGUAAAAAGUGGAUGGACAUUGUCACAGACCUCAACACCCAGAAUCCAGAAUACCUGGACAUCCGCCACACGGAGAAAGGAAUCCAGAGGCGAACCACCAAAAAGGUGGGUGGAAACCUGCACUGCAUUAUGGCCUUCCAGCGGGUCAACUGGCAGAAGCUAGGCCCCUGGGCCCUCAACCUGGAGAACCUGCGCCACACUGGAAGCGAGGCAGAGGACACCAAGCGCUUCGCCCAGAUGGGACGCUCACACAGUACAGGCAGCCAAAAAGACGCCCCCUGGAGGCAUCUGUCCAACACUGCAGACCACCGGCAGAAAAGCUCACCUGAUAGUGACAUCGAUGAAGAUGAUGCAGAAUGA